Molecule: messenger RNA, 273 nt
Organism: Sphaerulina musiva SO2202
Lineage: Eukaryota; Fungi; Ascomycota; Dothideomycetes; Mycosphaerellales; Mycosphaerellaceae
Exons: 1
Source: RefSeq, a predicted model, not a curated record
CGGAUUAAGGUCGACAACGAGAGCUAUAUCCGAAUCGCUAAUAACCCGGAGAUAUAUAAGAAGACAAAGCAUAUUCGAGUACAGUUCUACUUUACCCGCGAAUUAGUAAAAACUAAGGCAAUUGCGCUUGUACAUAUACCUAGACACGUUAAUACCUCCGAUAUAUUUACUAAGGCUCUAGACAGGACUAUAUUUAAAAGAUACGCAAGAGGAAUAGGGAUCUUUAGAAUAAUAGAAGGAAGAUUAUUAAAGGUCCCGAAGGAAUUAGGUUAG